Molecule: messenger RNA, 543 nt
Organism: Alternaria arborescens
Lineage: Eukaryota; Fungi; Ascomycota; Dothideomycetes; Pleosporales; Pleosporaceae
Exons: 1
Coding region: 1-543 (180 amino acids)
Source: RefSeq, a predicted model, not a curated record
AUGGUCGCCAUCACAUCAAUUACUCUGGCAACCGCAACGCUAAUCAGUCUCACCACUGCUAUCCCAGCACAGUCAGUUCAGUCUACUGGUGUAAUACACCGCGUCUUUGCUGGCUCUACAACCGCCAACAAUGGCCUUCACUUCGAGCCUGAAAACGUCGUGGCUGAACCUGGCGAUCUAAUGGAAUUUCACUUUCUUCCUAAAGCGCACACGUUUGUGCAAUCAUCGUUCGACAAACCAUGCGAGCCUCUCGGCGGUGACAACGCGAUUUUCUCCGGCUUCAACUUCAACACUACUGCAGGAGAGGCGCCAAAUGUCUUCGCCUUCAUGGUGCCAGACAAGAACCCGAUUUGGUAUUACUGCUCUCAGCCCAACGGUAACCACUGCCAAAAAGGCAUGAGCGGUGUGAUCAACCAGAACUUCAACUCCAACAAGACACUGGCAAAGUACAAGGACAAUGCCGCCAACACCGUCACUAAGCAGCCUUCUAUCGAUCCGCUUGCUUCUCAAGUUGGGAUGAUUCUGCCAAACGUGCCUUUAUGA